Molecule: messenger RNA, 1302 nt
Organism: Histoplasma capsulatum G186AR
Lineage: Eukaryota; Fungi; Ascomycota; Eurotiomycetes; Onygenales; Ajellomycetaceae
Exons: 4
Coding region: 1-1302 (433 amino acids)
Source: RefSeq, a predicted model, not a curated record
AUGGACGAUCUGGGGCCACCUCCAGAUGGAGACGUUAACAAAGGUCCUAUGCUCAAUGCCAUAACGUGGACGGAAUGCGGUGUUGCGCUCGCUCUGGUCCUGGCAAGAAUCAUAACAAGAACCCGAUUAAUACAACGUUGGGGAUGGGACGAUGCUUUCAUGUGCCUGGCGAUGGUAUGCGCGCUUGUGAACACCGUUUGUGUAACGAUCUGUAUCCAUUACGGAACCGGCCGCCAUGUCUACUAUUUAAACGAUUAUCAAAAGGUUCAAGCGAAUAAGUACAAUUGGAUCUCCCAGGGCUUUCAUGUCAUGUCGACGAACUGGGGCAAGGUCUCCAUUGCUUUUUUCCUCCUUCGAAUCGUCGAUAGAGCGAAACGACAGAGAUAUAUCUUCUUUGUUGGUAUGGUUGUACUGACCAUUGUCAACUCCGUCUGCGUGUACACUAUUUAUGGUCAAUGUACCCCGACAACUGCUCUCUGGAAUGGCGUAGGCCCCGGCAAGAAGGGCUCAUGUUGGCAUCCAAAUAUCCAACGGGAUUAUGCAUUUUUCCAGGGUUCCUUUUCUGCCGCAUCUGAUUUAGUUCUUGCUCUCUACCCUGUUUUCAUUAUAUGGCAGCUCCAAAUGGCCCGAAACAUAAAAAUCGGCCUUACGUGUGUUCUGGCCCUCGGCGUUGUUGCCACUGCUGCCGCGGUUGUCAAAACAAUAUUUUUAGCUGAACUCGUCGCCCGUUCCGACUAUACCUUUGAAACGAUAAACCUAACAACCUGGAUCUCAACGGAGCAAUACCUAAUUAUAAUCGCUGCCUGCAUCCCCACCCUAGGCCCUCUCUUCACCGCCACCACCGGCCGCACGCCCUCCGGAAGACGCGCCGGCUCCUCACCGGGCUACAAACCGAGCGGUUCCCACAGUCGACGCUAUUUCCAGCAGGGACAUAGUUCUGCAGGUGCAAGCGGAUUUGGGUACAAGAAGCGCGCAGGAAGCGACAUGCUCACAUACACUAUGGAUGAAUUUACAACGACCACAACUACGAACGAUGGCUGGACGCGGACGUCACCGCCUAACGGACGCAAGAGCGAUGAAGGCAGCGAGGAUGCUAUUAUUAAAGGCAUGCCGGAGACCGAUGUGGUGGAUUUCCGCCAACGCGACCGGGCGGGUAGUAACGAGCGCACCCAGAGCUCUAGGGGAAUCCUGAAGACGAUGGAGGUGCAGGUUAACUCGCAGAACUUGGGGAGAAAUACGCCGCGCCGGCCUCCUGCGAAUAAGAAGGUUCUGCUGCCGUGGGAGCCAACGAGCCCCGCGUGA